AUGACUGUGACACCAGAUGCCUCCCCGUCCGCCCCCGAGCAGCGAUACCUCUUCGACAUCUCCAGCCUGCCCGAGGCUGAGGAGGUGACAGGCGCGGAGCUGCGGGUCCUGCGUUCCCUCCCGGAAAACCUCAGCCUGGCCCUGUCCCCUGAAGGCACCUUCCACCACCUCCUCCUCUCCACCUGCCCCAGCCCGGACGGUGAGGAGCCCCGGCUGCUGGACUCCAGAGCUGCAGACCUUCUAGACUCGGGUUCCUCCAGAUGGGAGGUGUUUGAUGUCUGGGAAGCCCUGCGGGAUGGGAAGGAGAGGUCUCCCUCGGGCAAACUGCUGUGCUUCCUGCUCAGGAUCGUCUCGGAUCAGUCCGGGAGGCUCCUGCCCCCAAGACAGCUGGGCUUCAGCAAACCCCGACCCCAGCCCCACGAGAGAGCCUUGCUCGUGGCCUUCUCCCGCACCCAGAGGAAGGAGAACCUCUUCAAGGAGAUCCGGGAUAAGAUCAAGGCUCUGGGUAGCCCUCCCUUCCUGGAACCCCCCGAUCCCGGCCAGGAGGGUUACACCAAGAGGAGGAAGAGGAGGACCACGGUGGCCGCCCGGUCUGGGGGCAGGGGCCACGGGAAGAAGGCCAAGACCCGCUGCAGCAGGAAACCCUUGCACGUGAACUUCAAGGAGCUGGGCUGGGACGACUGGAUCAUCGCCCCCCUGGAUUACGAGGCCUAUCACUGCGAGGGGGUCUGCGACUUCCCCCUCCGCUCCCACCUGGAGCCCACCAACCACGCCAUCAUCCAGACCCUGAUGAACUCCAUGGACCCGGAGUCCACCCCCCCGAGCUGCUGCGUGCCCUCCAAGCUCAGCCCCACCAGCAUCCCACCUCCCCACCCAGCCCUGCCCCGUUUUAUAUAG
Chaetura pelagica (chimney swift) is the source of this 897-nucleotide messenger RNA. It is a transcript of the gene GDF7, whose product is annotated as growth differentiation factor 7. Lineage: Eukaryota; Metazoa; Chordata; Aves; Apodiformes; Apodidae. The transcript is spliced from 2 exons. Gene Ontology annotation, cellular component: extracellular region. Bases 1 to 897 code for a protein of 298 amino acids. Gene Ontology annotation, biological process: SMAD protein signal transduction; BMP signaling pathway. Gene Ontology annotation, molecular function: cytokine activity; growth factor activity. The record is from RefSeq and is a predicted model, not a curated record.